UUCACCUAGUGCGCCUGUGCGUUUUCCUCUUCCGUUUCCGUCCCCUGAAGUGGACCGCCCAGGGUUGCUAGGCAACAGCCCCCCGGGUUGCUUUGCCUUAGGGUCCCUGAGCGCUUCCGGCAGAAGAAAGAAGCCGCCCGCGUCCUGACCUGGGAAAAGAGGCCGGGUCGCCGACAGUCCUGCAGUUGAGAGAGGAAACUUGUACAAAUAAAGACUGACAGUGAGGGAUUAAUUGGAUUAUUUCAAGAUGAGCUUUCUGUUGCCCAAGCUGACUAGCAAAAAAGAAGUCGACCAGGCAAUAAAGAGCACUGCAGAGAAGGUGUUGGUUCUCAGGUUUGGGAGAGACGAGGAUCCUGUCUGUCUGCAACUAGAUGAUAUUCUUUCUAAGACCUCUUCUGACUUGAGUAAAAUGGCUGCUAUAUAUCUGGUGGAUGUGGACCAAACUCCAGUUUAUACACACUAUUUUGACAUCAGUUAUAUUCCAUCUACUGUGUUUUUCUUCAAUGGGCAGCAUAUGAAAGUGGAUUAUGGGUCUCCAGAUCACACUAAAUUUGUGGGAAGUUUCAAAACCAAACAAGACUUCAUAGAUUUGAUUGAAGUAAUUUAUCGAGGAGCAAUGAGGGGAAAACUUAUUGUCCAAAGUCCAAUUGAUCCCAAGAAUAUUCCCAAAUAUGACCUUCUCUAUCAAGACAUUUAGCACAUUAACUACCGUCAAAGCCGAAGAGAAAGGCCCAUCUCGAACCAGUACCCGAAGACAGCUGUGCUGUUUUCUGGAGUCCUUCGGAAAGGUCUCAGCGUCCCAGCAGAGAGAGGUUGGACUUGUAUAGAAAAUACUGGCCUGCGUGGAAGACCCCGCGGGGACUGUGAUGACCUGGGAAGCCUAAGUGUUUAUUCCCUACAAACCUUAGAGCAGUCAACUGUGAUCAAUUUCCCUGCAUGAUUUGUUUGACUUUUCUUUAUACUGUGCUUUUCUUUAUCUCUUAACAUAAUCCAGAAUUUUCCUAAACAUUGGCUAGUACAAUUUGAUUUAACUAUAUUUAUUUGACACACAAGUAAAAUGAAAGAAUAUGAGGUAAGGACUCAAAUAUGAGGUAAAGAGCAAAAAUACUUAUUUUCUACUCUAUAUGUACCUACACACACCUCUUUCUCACCCUCAACCUUGCCCAUUCCUCCACUCACAUAUUUCUAUUACUCAUGCUCUCUGAUCUCCAGUCCUAAUUAUCCCAGUUUCUCUUGGAAUGAAUAAUUCUCUACUGAUAGCAGACAAGUUUGUUUUAUUUUGGAGCCUUCCUGGUUCACACUUUGAAAACAGUGUCCUGGUUUGCAAAUUUACUAGCUUUUGUGCUAUUAAAUUGCCCAGGAAGUGAGGCUUGAACCUUUACCAUCCAGCACCCAAUUUGAGCUAAAGAAUUAACUACCCUUAGUAAGUAGCAACAGAGCUCUCCCAGAGGUCAGAGUUCAACCUCUUCCUGAGACAAAACUGCUUCAAGGGCUCAUGACUAGAAAGAUAGAUAAUCAGAAUAGUUAGAAAGCGUAGGGUCUGCUUUUCCCACUUGGAAGACACCUACCCUACCAUCAACAGGAGUCACUGCGUUGUUGUCGCAUUCAGCUGGUUAAUACUCGUAAAGGAAGAGAGCAAAAGGGAAGCCAGACAUUGGAAGCAUGGUCAUCUGGGCAGCUUCACGCUCCCCAGGGAACCACCAGUCCAUUCCCUGCAGAUCACAGGGGGGAAGAAAAGGGGAGGUGGACAAACAAAGGGGGAGAUGGGGGCCUGUGCAGUGACGUAGGGGAGGUGUUAUCAGUCAGUCUGGCCUGGGGAACAAUGGAUUGGCAAGGAGGGUGGAGCCACCGCAAGUGCUAGAAAACUUGGAAGGUUAAAAUCCCCGAAGAGUUCCUUCCCUCUUGCUCUCGCUUGCUUGCUCUCCUGCUCCAUGACCCACGCUUGCCCGUGCCUGUUCUCUCUCCAUUGCCAUGUGGCCUUCAGCAGCUGUGUGGCCCCUGGCUAUGCAGACUUCACACACAGUGGACUACAGCUAGGAGCACAAGCGAAGCAAGCCAGAUGCUGGCCUGGACUCUACUGUGGAGCAGAAACUAUGGUCAGUGGCCUUAAUUCUGGCCCUGCUGAAGGCAAGAUUGGACUUCCAUGGCGAGGCGGACAGAGAUGGGACCUCGGAGGAGAACCCCCUUAAUUUUACGUCAUCAGUACAGCUUUCCAUGAAACCUCAUCCUCCCGGGGGCCUCGGGAAGUUUUUCCUCACAGCACCGCAGGAACUCCACUUCCCCCGGUAACAAGUGCAAGCCAUCUGAGUUUCCUGUUUCACGAAGAAAUGCUCCUCAGGGCCUCCCAGAGGAAAGAUUCCAGAACCCUUUCAGACAGGAAGCUCUUUUUCUAACUGAACUCUUUUCUGCUGUAAACCUUCAUAGUACAUCGCCCAGCCGGCGUGGCUCAGUGGUUGAACGUCGACUAGGAGGUCACAGUUUGAUUUCUGGUCAGGAUCAGGUUUGGGCCUGAUCCCCAGUGCAGGCAGGCAUGCAGGAGGCAGCCGAUAAAUCAUUCUCUCUCAUCAUUGAUGUUUCUGUCUCUCCCUUCGCCUCUGAAAUCAAUAAAAAUAUAUAUUUUGUAAAAGGAUGCAGCAAGGAGUUCAGGGUUUUAUUCAGACAGACCUAGAUUCAAGGUUCGGCCUCACUACUUAAUAGCUGCGUAACCUUAAGCAAAUCGCUUAACUCCUCAGAGUCUCUGUUCCUUGUCUGUAUAACAAGGGUAAUGAUGACCUAUCUGAGAGCUGCCUCAGCAGACACUCAGUCAGUGAGUGUGACCCGGCAGUGGGACAGUUCGUACCACCAUAGGGCUCUCCAGUUGGCCUGCAGUGUUUUCUGACACACUCCCAGUACGCGC
Eptesicus fuscus (big brown bat) is the source of this 2896-nucleotide messenger RNA. It is a transcript of the gene TXNL4B, whose product is annotated as thioredoxin like 4B. Gene Ontology annotation, cellular component: U5 snRNP; U4/U6 x U5 tri-snRNP complex; spliceosomal complex. The record is from RefSeq and is a predicted model, not a curated record. The transcript has 4 exons. The coding region runs from base 248 to 697 and encodes 149 amino acids. Gene Ontology annotation, biological process: mRNA splicing, via spliceosome. NCBI's taxonomy places the organism in Eukaryota, Metazoa, Chordata, Mammalia, Chiroptera, Vespertilionidae.